Molecule: messenger RNA, 2590 nt
Organism: Oryzias latipes (Japanese medaka)
Lineage: Eukaryota; Metazoa; Chordata; Actinopteri; Beloniformes; Adrianichthyidae
Gene: b3gat3
Product: beta-1,3-glucuronyltransferase 3 (glucuronosyltransferase I)
Biological process (GO): chondroitin sulfate proteoglycan biosynthetic process; carbohydrate metabolic process
Cellular component (GO): Golgi membrane
Molecular function (GO): galactosylgalactosylxylosylprotein 3-beta-glucuronosyltransferase activity
Source: RefSeq, a predicted model, not a curated record
ACUCGUUUUCGUGUUGCGCUGAUUCCGGAAGUAGCUGUUGCAGGCGCUGCGGAGAUGUCACAGCGCAGUAAAUGAAUGGAUGCUGCGCUCGAAGCUCCAACGGGUCCAUCUCUGUCCCUCCAGGAUGACAUGAGACGUCGCGGUCGUCGCUCCUCGUCGCCUUAAGUCCCGCCUCCCGCCGUUUCCGCUGCUGGUAGGAUCAGACGGAAGGCGCCGGGUUAACUUGGCCUGCUUUGUCAUCCAGUUAUUUAGCAUUCGACCUUUUCUUUUUGCUCGUAAAAGUCACCCUGAGAUUUUUACAAGUCAGAAAAACACUCUGGAUACCAUAACCAUGGCAACAAGGAUGAAGCUGAAGCUGAAGACAGUGUUUGUGAUGUACUUCAUGGUCUCCCUGAUGGGUCUCAUCUAUGCUCUUAUGCAGCUUGGUCAGCGCUGCGAUUGCACAGAACACAUCAUGGUGAAAGAUCGCACCAUAUCCCGCCUGCAGGAGGAGCUUCACCACCUGAAAGAUGUCAUAAAGAAUUCGGAGGCGACCAAACUACCCCCGAAGCAGCCAGCCAGAGGCCCCCCGCCCACCACCAUCUUCGUCAUCACUCCCACAUAUGCCAGGCUGGUGCAGAAAGCAGAGCUGACCCGCCUGUCGCAGACUUUCCUCCACGUCCCUCAGCUCCACUGGAUCGUGGUGGAGGACUCGCCCCAGAAGACUCCUCUGGUCACCGAUCUUCUGAAGAAGAGCGGCUUGGUCUACACCCACCUGCACGUGCCAACCGCCAAGGACCACAAACUCCAGGAGGGAGACCCCAGCUGGCUGAAGCCCCGUGGCGUGCAGCAAAGAAAUGAGGGGCUGCGGUGGCUGCGAGAGGACAGACGGGCUGAGGCGGGAGGGGACAACCUGCAGGGGGUGGUGUAUUUUGCUGACGACGACAACACAUACAGUCUGCAGGUGUUUGAAGAGAUGAGGAGCACCCAGCGGGUGUCAGUCUGGCCGGUGGGGCUGGUUGGUGGGAUGAAAUACGAGAGGCCCGUGGUCGAAGGAGGAAAGGUGGUUCGCUUUCACACCGGCUGGCGGCCCAACCGCCCCUUCCCCAUAGACAUGGCCAGCUUUGCUGUGUCCCUGAAGCUGGUUCUGGCCAACCCAGAGGCUUGUUUUGAUGGAAACGCACCAAUGGGACUCUUGGAAAGCAGCUUCCUUCAGGGUCUGGUUACGAUAGAUGAGCUGGAGCCUAAAGCCGACAACUGCACUAAAGUGCUGGUGUGGCACACACGGACCGAGAAGCCCAAGAUGAAGAGAGAGGAGGCGCUGCAGGCACAGGGACUGGGUUCAGACCCGGCUCUGGAGGUCUGAAGAACACACCCAGACAGACCCACACCCAUCCUCUGUUUUCAAAUCUGUUACUCAUCAUUGUAAAGUGUUCUGGUCUGCCAGCUCUCUCUCUGGUUCAGGUCAUAAAUGUUAAUGUGUGUGUGAUAACUGUGUUGACAGGCUGUGUAAAUGUCAGUACUGUUGGAUUUGCUUUACUUCCUUCUCAACGCUGCAGUACUGUAAGUUACCUGAAGAGGGCGCCAGUUAAAGAAUCUGAAGUCAUCUUGUUCCUUUCAAAUUCACCUUGUUCUUGGAGUUUGUAAAACCAUUAACAAUGCAUGCCUGGCCAUUUUGAAGGGUUUUUUAGUCCUUAAUAUUUAUUUUUUACACAAAAAUCCCUUCUCAUGUCAGUAUUGUUGGGCCGUCAAAGCAGCAGCAGCAGCAACAGAAAUUGUUGCCUUGUUUCUCUGCAGUAUUGAACUGCAUCACUUCAUGCUAAAACUUCACACUAAUUAGGUUUUUUUCAGGAAAAUAAAUCCUUUUUGAAUAGUGAAUGAUUAUUUUAUAGCUACACAGUAAAAGAUUGUUUACAUUUCAAAUAGUUCCAGUGUGGAUAACGUUAAAAACUGGAGAACGUCAAAACUAACGGCUGAAAGAGGCGAUAUGUGUGACGCCACUGAUUGACUUGGACUGAUUUUUAAAAAAAGCUUUCUGUUCAUCUCAACCUGAUUGGACAUUGCCAAGCAUAGACUUUUCCUAGAAUGGGAAGAUUGGAAAGAACACGCCCCCCCCAUAAGGCCAUUCUAGAGAUAAGUAAUUACAGCGCACUUGUCAAUCAAUAGGCAGUCUUCUCUCUUGAGCAAAGUUUAGAUUUAAAGUAUUUUUUAAAAAUCUUUUUUUUAUUGUCUUGAUGCUGAAUUUGAUAAAUCCAAAAAUAGCUAUUUUUGGAUCUAGAUUGUGUUUCUUUUUCACUAAGUUGGGCUGUUUUUACAUUGGAGUGAAUAAGAAAAAGUUGGAUUCAUAUUUGACAAAAUGUCCCAAUUUGGUUUAAAUCUCCCUUAAGCUGUUGGUACUUUUAGAUUCUUUGCAAGCUGAGGCUGUAGCUGGAACAAGCUGCUGUUUAGGACACAGACAGCAGGAGCUUUGUCUGCUGUAGAGUAAUCUGUGCCUCUGAGGACAUUAUCUCCAUGUUCCUAUGGUUAUGUAUUUAUUGCUGUAAUUAUGUUCUGCACAUUGUACAGCGUGAUAAUAAACCUAUAUCAGACAUGCUCCGUGUCUGCUGUUGGA